This is a messenger RNA of Cutaneotrichosporon cavernicola, 1758 nucleotides long. RefSeq lists its product as uncharacterized. The transcript has a single exon. Bases 1 to 1758 code for a protein of 585 amino acids. Gene Ontology annotation, molecular function: phosphatidylinositol-4,5-bisphosphate phospholipase C activity. Gene Ontology annotation, biological process: phosphatidylinositol-mediated signaling; release of sequestered calcium ion into cytosol; lipid metabolic process. The record is from RefSeq and is a predicted model, not a curated record. Lineage: Eukaryota; Fungi; Basidiomycota; Tremellomycetes; Trichosporonales; Trichosporonaceae.
AUGUCUGCCCUCACAUCCGCAUUCGCAAAGCUCCGGCCCUUCGGUCGCGGCAAGGACGAGGACGAGGACCGCGGUGAGGCCCUCGGCGGUGACUCUGGCCAAGCUGAGGGCGGCGGCGACCUCGUCGCAGGCGGUGGUCACGCUGCGCGGCAGACCGAACUGUGGGGCCGCCUGCGCGUGAGUCCUGCUCUGCGUCGCUUCCUCGCAGCUGAGGGCGUACUCAGUGAGGCGGAUGCAGGCGUCGGUCUACCUGAUGACGCGCCUCUUCCCCCCGCACUACGCCAGCUCGUCGCACGCCCACACGCCGUGUGUCCCCCCGAACUCACCGACCGCUCUCACCCACUGUGCGACUACCUCAUCUCGUCAAGUCACAACACGUAUCUCCUCGCACACCAGCUGUACGGCAAAUCGUGCCCGAGUGGGUACGAGACGGCGUUGAGUGCCGGAGCACGCUGUGUCGAGAUCGACGCAUGGGACAACGACAGCGAUCCCGCCGAGCCCAAGGUGACGCAUGGGUUCACACUCGUGUCGCACAUUCCCUACCGCCAUGUCUGCGAGACGAUUCGCGACGCCAUCCUCGGACUAGAGGCCAAGGGGAUCCCGGGCGCACCCGUGUUCAUCUCGCUCGAGAACCACUGCGGACCCGCAGGUCAGAAGCGCCUCGUCGAGAUUGCGCACGAGGUCUUCGGCGACAUGGUCCUCAUGACGGACCCGCGCAAGGGGUCAGAGGACCUCCUGCAUCACGUUACGCUCGCGGAACUGGGCAACAAGGUCUGCUUCAUGGUCGAGUACUACUUCCCUGGCCAGAAGCCUGAGGAUGCGGAUGAUGGCUUCAGCUCAAGCGACUCUGACAGCGACAGCGAGGGUGACGGCCAAGACGACCGCAAGAAAGCCAAGGCGAUAUACAAUGCGCAACGCAAGGCGGCGCCGUCGGCAAACAUCAUCCCCGAACUAUCUGCGCUUGGCGUCGUAGUGCAGAGCGUCAAGCCGCCCAAUAACUCGUGGUACGAGAGCGCGCUUGCGAACGCGCCACAUCACCACCUCAUCAACAUCAGCGAGACUGGCCUCGCAGCCCAUCUCCCUACCAACACGGACAAGGUGUCGGCUCACAAUGCUAAGCAUCUCAUGCGUGUCUACCCCAAGGGCACGCGCAUCUCGUCCAAGAACCUCCGCCCCGUGCCGUUCUGGGGCAUCGGCGCUCAGGUGUGCGCGCUUAACUGGCAGACGUUCGGCGCGGCGAUGCAGCUCAACGAGGCUCUCUUCUACGGUACGGACGGCUACGUCCUCAAGCCUUCAUACCGCCGUCACGGGGCGACCGGAAAGCCGUCGGGUCGUAAGAAGCGCCUCACACUCCGCGUUGCCGGUGCGACCGACAUCCCGGCAAGGAACAAGGAAAUCAAGCCGUACCUCAGCUGCACGCUCAUCCACCCAGACAAGUUUGGCAAGCCGCCCAAGCGCAAAACGGAUGGGUAUGCGCCUCAUAAGAGACUCACGUUCCUGAACAACGCCGACGCGCCGCCGGUGACCGAUCCUGUGUGGGACGAGACGCUUGAGUGGGAGUACGCCGACGACGAGAUGAUCUUCCUCCGCAUGUUACUCAAGAGCGACGACAAGUUUGCACGCAACCCCGUCAUCGCCGCUUCCGCGGUUCGCCUUCUCUACGCCGUCCCCGGCUGGAACUUUGUGCGUCUCAUCAACCUCAACGGCCGCGAGACGGCGUGUACUGUGCUCGUCAAUAUCAAGAUCGAAGAUGUGUAA